CUCGAUAUGUAGAAUCUGAUCAAAAUCGAAAAAUGAAUUUAAAAAAAAAAAAAAAAAUACUUACUUAAAAAGCCCUUCGAAUUGAACGUGUGAAAAACAUAACAUAAGAUUUGAGCCCAUCAAAGUAGAACGUUUAAGAAAAAGAGAUAACGAAACGACUCCAUCCACACUCCUACUUCCUACUUGCUUCCCAUCAAACAUGGGCGCGUAGGGUUGAUAAAAAUUGGGGGAAAAGUAAAACAACACAACAAAGAAUAUUUUUCAUAAUUUGCAUAAUGCCCUUUUGGAACUCUAAUUUGUUUAUUCAAUUCGGACAAAAAUCAAAUUAAAUGGUCUGAUUUCCUGCGUAUUGUUAGGGAUUUGUACACACAGAUCUGCUAUUAUUGUCUUUAACAAUUUGGUUUCGUUUUUACUCGAUCAGCUCUGGUUGUCAUGGUCGUGGUUGUUUGUUCAUAAUCCACGGCUGCCGGCGGUGAACACGGUGUGCGAGAUAUGAUGUUUACGCGUUUUCUUUAUUCGUAGAUCUAUCUCAUUGUUUAUGAGCUGACAUCGACGUCCAAUCUGGUUUUCGUUAGUUGUUAGGGAAUGGAUUUAGAUGAAUUUAAGGCGAUUUUAUCGAAUUCAAGGGUGGAUGUUUGGGAAAUUAUUGAUGCGGCUAUAACGGUAGCUUCAUCGGAUUAUGCCGGAGAGCUUAAGCAUCGUAGAGAUGGAAUCGUGGAGCGGCUGUUCACGCAGCAGUGUAGCAAUUGCGACGGGAAUCAAAUUGAGCAGCAGCGGAAUGGUGUAAUCCGGACGAUUUCAAAGGAGGUGGAUGAUGAUUGCGGAAGAGAAGGAGGAGGAGGAGGUGAUUCGCCGUUAACUCCGCAGUCGAUUCCCCAUGACGACGAAGAUGAAGAAGACCCAGAUCCGUAUGGAGGGUUGUUCGAUGAUGAACAGAGUAAAAUUCUUAGAAUCAAAGAACAGCUUGAAGAUCCACACCAGACUGAUGAUGCUGUCGUUGAUUUGCUUCAAACUCUUGCUGAUAUGGAUCUAACUUUCACAGGCCUCAAGGAAACUGAUAUAGGAAGACAUGUCAAUCAACUUCGAAAACAUCCAUCUAACGAAGUAAGAAGAUUGGUGAAGCAACUAGUUAGAAAAUGGAAAGAUUUGGUGGAUGAGUGGGUUGGAUCCAAACGUGGUGAUCAUGCUCAAUCUACUCUAACAGAUGGGGAUUCACCUUUGGUACAAAACAUAGUAAGGAGUUCCCAAAAUGGUUAUCACCAGGGGCCUGAUUUUGGCUACUCUCCUAACCCACACAAUGGGAGUUCUGGUUCUGAAAGGAAUAAUUCUGAACCAGAGCAAAGACCGAAAGCAGUUGUUUCCAAGAAACCAACACCUUCAAGACCUUUACCCCAAUCUCGCCCUAUGAAUCUUGCUUCUGCUUCUAUUCCUCCAAACCGACCAAGGAAGGAACAAAACAUUGACCUUGACCUUGACCGGCUAGCUUCAGCCAGCAAGCGGCUUCAAGAGAAUUACCAAGAAGCCCAAAAUGCCAAAAAGCAAAGAAAAAUACAAGUGAUGGAUAUUCAUGAAAUACCCAAGCCCAAAAAUGGUUUUAUUGCCAAGAAUAAAGGCAACUUUCAGGGUUCAACUGGAUCUAAAGUCGAAGAAUUCACAUGGCAUAUGCAUAUCUUUAAUGAACAUGUCAACAUAUUGAUAGGAAAAAGGAACAAAGAUCAUAAAGUAAUCGUAAGAAAAUACAUGAAACUUUACAAAGGGUUUGAGGGAGCAAUGCACGUAAAGCACAAAGACGAGGAGCAGGUCAAGAUCCACAAUGUGACAUGA
Molecule: messenger RNA, 1824 nt
Organism: Lactuca saligna
Lineage: Eukaryota; Viridiplantae; Streptophyta; Magnoliopsida; Asterales; Asteraceae
Source: the annotation of a GenBank genome assembly